Molecule: messenger RNA, 1696 nt
Organism: Rhodofomes roseus
Lineage: Eukaryota; Fungi; Basidiomycota; Agaricomycetes; Polyporales; Fomitopsidaceae
Product: FAD dependent oxidoreductase
Exons: 10
Coding region: 78-1544 (488 amino acids)
Molecular function (GO): oxidoreductase activity; FAD binding
Source: RefSeq, a predicted model, not a curated record
CGCUCGCGAUCUUCUCUCGGCGGUUGACCCCCGCUUGGCUAGCUUGAGUCUAACUGGCACCCCGUAGCUGCGGCAAGAUGCGGCGAGUGGCUGCGACCCUCCUCCUGUCGCUCACUUCACUGUUCGCCUUCGCUCAAACGGAAGGCCCGGAGUUCAUAUACGAAGUCGCUUGCGAUCUCAUCGCCGACGGGAUUUCCCAUGAGUCGGAUGUGUACUACCCUGACACGAAGCAAUAUGCUACCGAUAACUCCCAUUGGGCACUGUCUAGUACAAUCAAUUCGACCUGCACAGUGGAGCCUGGAACUGCUGAAGACGUCGGCAAAAUACUACUGGUGUUGGGUCUGACCCGAACUCCCUUUGGUAUCAAAGGUGCAGGUCAUACUGCUAACCCGGGCUACUCUGCUACUCCCGGGGUGCAGAUCGCUAUGACGCGCUUCACACAAGUCACAUAUGAUGCAGAGGCAGGAGUAGCAGGCGUCGGAGCGGGUAACAUUUGGGAUAAUGUUUACGCCGGCCUUGAGCCGUACAACGUAGGUGUAGUUGGCGGGCGAGUUAGCGGUAUCGGCGUGGCGGGCUUCACUCUGGGUGGAGGUUACUCGUUCAAGUCAAACCAAUACGGGCUGACUAUCGACACGGUGGUCGGUUUCGAGGUCGUACUACCUUCCGGCAUCGUAGUAAACGCAACUGCCAGUGAGAAUCCCGAACUUUUCUUCGGACUGAAGGGUGGCUUCAAUAAUUUCGGUAUUGUGACGACAUUUUACCUUCAAACACACCCGCAGACUGAGGUUUGGGGCGGAAUCAUCAUCACCACGAAUGUCGAUGAUGAUGUGGUCGCUGCGACACAGAAGUUCUACGACAACGUGAACGAUCCCAAGGCUGCAAUCCUAACGACGUUCAAUUACGACGCAUCCAUUGGGAUGAAUAUCACCGAAAUGACCCUGUACUAUAAUGCCCCGACGCCACCGGAAGGGAUGUUUGACGACUUCCUCGGUCUUACUUCGAUAUCCCAAAACAUAUCUACGAGAUCCUAUCUGUCCCUCAUUCUCGCGACGAUAGAGGGCUCGAAUGGUCUGCGGGGUUAUUUCCACACGGUCUCGCUGUACGAUUACUCUACGACGCUGCUCAACGCCAUUGUGAAUGAAACCCAGUUCUGGCGAGGUCAACUCGAGUCGGACGUCCCGGAACUUUUCAUCAGCUACGACGUCGAGCCAAUCCUGCCAAGUGUAUUCUCACACGGUACCGACUCAGCCUGGCCUCCUAGUCGUGAAAACGGCAUCCUGCCUCUGAACAUCUACUACGCAUGGGCGUCACCGGACAACGAUACGCUCAUCAACCAGAUCAUGGUGCAAAGUGCCGAGUACCUGACUCAAAUCGCCGUAGCUGAAGGCCAGGACAUCGCGCAGACGUCGCUGUAUCCGAACUAUGCCAUCUACAACACGACGAUGGAGCGGAUAUACGCUGGUAAUCUCCCCAGGCUGCGGGAAGUCAAAGCCAAGUAUGAUCCAUUCAACGUCAUGAGUCUUUCUGGCGGGUGGAAGUUCUAAGCUUCUGAAGGAGACUGGCCGGAUGGUUGUAUAUAUGUCCUUUGGACGAUAAUCACGUUUCUCCGUUAAAUCAUAUAGCAACUAUUUCGUCCUAUUGCAGCUUCGGUAUGUUUGCCAACAUUCGUGAGCCCACAUGCGCCCACAGACGAUCG